AACGAACACCUGGGCAGCGAGACCGCGGAAACGUAUCCAGACCAGACCAGACUCGCUGGAAAUAGCGAGGCAAGCCGCAAACAGCAGCAGCGCACCACCGCCUCCGGCCCCUACCCAGCCGCCGAUGCCGCCCCGCGCCGCCGCCGGCGACCUCAGCUGAGCAUGGCGGCCGCCCCCGCGGGCCCCCAGAACCGCUGCGUCUUCGUUGGGAACAUUCCGUACGAUGCGACGGAGGAGCAGCUCGUGCAGAUAUGCGAGGAAGUCGGGCCGGUGGUCUCCUUCAGACUGGUUGUUGAUAAGGAAACCGGAAAGCCGAAAGGUUAUGGAUUUUGUGAAUACAAGGAUGAAGAGACAGCUCUAAGUGCACGCCGGAACCUUCAGGGUCAUGACGUUAAUGGUCGUCAGUUACGUGUUGAUUUUGCUGAAAAUGGGAGGAACACUGACAGAAAUAGAGAAAAGGGUCGUGGAGGACCGGGAAUGUCAUCUACUGUUGAUGCUCAGAAACAAUUAACCACAACUCCCGCUGUAGGGGACACCAGCCUUCAUCAGCUUAUUGGUCUUCCACCGGCAAUACACGCUGCAUCUGUGAUGGCUGGCGUUCUUGGGGGAGCUCAAACUGCAAAUGUACAAAAUGGUUUACCUGUCCAAUUUGGGCUUGGAAACGACCCUCUUACCCAUUACUUGGCCAGGAUGUCAAGGCAUCAGUUGUAUCAAAUCAUGUCUGAGUUGAAGACCCUAACUACUCAAAAUAACGACCUUGCCAAAAAACUGCUGCAAGGAAUUCCACAGCUUCCAAAGGCCCUAUUUCAGGCACAGAUAAUGCUCGGGCUGGUGACACCUCAGAUGAUGCAGAUGGCUAAGAGCCAACAGCCCUCUAGCUCGUUGGCACAAUCUUCUCACCUCAAUGAAUCAUUUCCGCAGCCAGAUGCUGUGCUACCAAUUGUUCAUAGACCUCCACCAAACCCUAAUGCCAUGCAGGAACAAACUGCACCGCUGCAUAACUUUCCUCAGUAUCAGCAUUCAUCUCAGCCUCCAGUCAAAAUGUUUCCGCAUGGACAUCAGCCUGGGGUGCUGGCACACCCUCCAAUGCUAUCUCAGCCCUUCGGCACCUCUUCCAGUGUUCCUACUCAACCCCUUGUAAACUCAGGAGGCUUGAUAUCACAAGUUCAGCCUUCAUUUUUGACACAGCACCCUAGACCACCAGUUAUGCCAACUAAUGUACAGCAACUACCCUUGACCAAUCCUCAUCUCCCCCAGGUUGGUGCUGAACCUGAGAUACUCCCCAAUGAGAUUAGAUUGCCUGAUCGAGCUAGUCAUCAGGCAGAGUUAGACCAUCCCUCGAAAUUGAGAAAAUUGGAGGAUGGAACAUCAACGCCAGGAAUUGUAAACAAUAGUCCUGCUGUUUAUUCUGCUCCAUCGCAGGUAGUGGUCCCUACUGGACCAUCAGGGAGCUAUAGUUCUGGUGCUGUUCACUUCCAGCAACCAGAGAAUGAAGCGCCUCAGCUCACACAGGACGACGAGUCAGCCCUUCUGCAGCAAGUCUUACAACUAACACCUGAGCAGCUGAGUUCAUUGCCAGUGGAGCAGCAGCAGCAGGUGCUACAGCUUCAGAAGAUGCUAUCAGCUGGUAAAUAGCGGCAUAACACCAGCUGAUUAAGCACAGCGAAAUUGUUAACCUACAUAGUCAAACAUUGAAGAAGGCUCGUCUAGCCACACACACACACACACGUAACUUCUCAACUUUGUUGGUAUCUCUGGGCCAUCAGUUUUGCUCCUGAUGACUGAUUUAUUUGGCAUUCUUUGUAAAGUUGAGGUAAAAAUGUGGUGGCAAAAGAAGUUGUGAAGAAAGAUGAUAAUUGUCCAUUAGUUCUGUAACAUUUUAGAAAAGAAUAAUCUUAUGAAGAGAGGGAGUUGUAUUUGUGUUC
Aegilops tauschii subsp. strangulata is the source of this 1925-nucleotide messenger RNA. Its product is annotated as cleavage stimulating factor 64. Gene Ontology annotation, biological process: mRNA 3'-end processing. Lineage: Eukaryota; Viridiplantae; Streptophyta; Magnoliopsida; Poales; Poaceae. Gene Ontology annotation, cellular component: mRNA cleavage and polyadenylation specificity factor complex. The record is from RefSeq and is a predicted model, not a curated record. Gene Ontology annotation, molecular function: mRNA binding.